Manduca sexta (tobacco hornworm) is the source of this 1766-nucleotide messenger RNA. Its product is annotated as NADH-cytochrome b5 reductase 2. Gene Ontology annotation, cellular component: mitochondrion. Lineage: Eukaryota; Metazoa; Arthropoda; Insecta; Lepidoptera; Sphingidae. The transcript is spliced from 6 exons. Gene Ontology annotation, molecular function: oxidoreductase activity; FAD binding. The record is from RefSeq and is a predicted model, not a curated record. The coding region runs from base 180 to 1118 and encodes 312 amino acids.
UCCCAACAGCUGACGCCAUUCGCCCGCGAAAUGAAUAUAACCACUACGUUUCGCCAGUAAGUCUGAAGGCAACGCGCACGGUGUUACGGAAUUUUGUUUAUUACGCAAGUAUCCAGCUGUUUCAUUGAUGUUUACUCUGAUUUGUGAUCUCUUUCUGCUCUGGAUUUUGUGAAGAAAAAAUGGUUCUUACAGUGAAUUCUAAAUUGGUAUUGCCCAUAGUGCUUGGUGUUGGUUCGGCUGUGGUUUUAGUAACAGUCCUUGCCAAUUGCUUAUGGGGCAAAAAAUCGAAAAAGGAAAGCAAAAAGAAUCCAAUUACAUUAGUUGAUCCUAAUGUCAAAUAUGCAUUACCACUUAUAGAUAGAGAAGAAAUCAGCCAUGACACAAGACGCUUUAGAUUUGGGCUUCCUUCACCUGAUCAUAUUCUUGGGUUACCAAUUGGCCAGCACAUCCAUUUGUCAGCAAAAAUCGAUGAUGACCUUGUGAUCAGAGCGUACACCCCAGUGUCGAGCGAUGAGGAGAAGGGUUAUGUUGAGUUAGUGAUUAAGGUAUAUUUCAAAAAUGUCCACCCCAAAUUCCCCGAUGGUGGUAAACUGUCUCAAUACUUGAAUAACAUGAAACUGAAUGACACAAUUGACGUGCGAGGCCCCUCUGGUAGACUGCAGUAUGUUGGCAAUGGAACAUUCCUCAUCAAGAAACUCAGGAAAGACCCGCCAACAAAAGUUGUAGUUAAAAAACUAAACAUGAUUGCAGGUGGCACUGGCAUCGCUCCAAUGCUUCAACUCAUCCGACACAUAUGCAGUGAUGCCAACGACUCCACAGAAAUGAGAUUAUUGUUCGCCAAUCAAACCGAAGAUGAUAUAUUGCUAAGGAACGAGUUGGAGAAGUACCAGAGUGAACGCCCAGCACAGUUCAAAUUGUGGUAUACUGUCGACAGGCCGACUGAAGGAUGGAAAUUCAGCAGUGGCUUCAUUAACGACGAGAUGAUUCGUGACCAUCUAUUCCCGCCUGCAGAUGACGUCAUUGUGCUCAUGUGUGGGCCGCCGCCCAUGAUCAACUUCGCUUGCACCCCGGCCCUCGACAAACUUAAUUAUAAACCUGAACUACGUUUCGCGUAUUAGUUCCAUAUAGGUAAAUUAUCAAAUAGUAGUUUGAGUACAUAGUGGUAUAGCUUCGAUUUACGUUGGAUUUGAUAGUGUUGGUUAUAAGAUUUAACAGUUCAGUGUGAGAUCGAUGUGUGCGUUAUGCAGUGCUUCGUGAAUCGAAGUCAUGGUUGGCAUUGCUACUAAUGGAGCUUGCCAAGUAAGUUGUUUCCUAGGUCAUUAAUACAUAUAAAUAGAAAAUAUUUGUUUUUUUUUUAAUCAGUUGACUAAGUUAUCCAUUAUGUUCAUAACUCUUUUAGAUAAUUAUAUUUAUAAUAGUGUAGAACAAAGGUACCUUACCAUUGUUUGUUGUAGUUUUGAUGAAUAAAUGUUAAAAUAUGUGCAUAUGUAUUUGACUGUAUAUUUUUCUGUCUGAAACUAUCAUGGGAACAAAAUUGUGACUAGCUAUAUAAGGUCACCUCGACGUUGCUUUACUAAAUGAAACCACACCACCAACUACUCAUCUUAAUUGUAAAAUUUUACAAGUCACAAUAAUCGUCAGUACAUCAUUAAAAAUAUUGAAAUAUAUUAAAAUACCCGCCACGCACACACCAUGUUCGUAGUAAAAACAAGUGAUCAAAAUAUCAAAAAAUUAGAGACGAGAUUUUUUUUUUAAAUGUUCGUUGU